AAUAAAUUUUCUAAUGGCUUACACUUCUUUGCUUUCUUUUAGCGUUUGCUUGCUUGUUCUCUUCCAUGGCUGCUUUGCUCAGAUAGAUCUCGUCACUAACCAUCACCAGGAUCAACCUUGGGGGCAGCCUCAGCAACCUCAGCCACGUCACCAAUCCCAAUGCCAACUCCAGAACUUGAAUGCUCUUCAGCCUAAGCACCGGUUUAGGUCAGAGGCUGGUGAAACUGAGUUCUGGGACCAAAAUGAGGAUCAAUUCCAGUGUGCUGGUGUUGCUUUCCUACGUCAUAAGAUCCAGCGCAAAGGACUUUUAUUGCCUUCAUUUACCAGUGCUCCUAUGCUUUUCUAUGUUGAACAAGGGGAGGGUAUUCAUGGGGCGGUCUUCCCAGGUUGUCCCGAGACAUAUCAAUCACAGUCGCAACAAAGUAUACAAGAUAGGCCACAAAGAGAUCAGCACCAAAAGCUCAGACGGUUGAAGGAGGGUGAUGUGGUUGCCUUGCCUGCUGGAGUGGCUCACUGGAUUUUCAACAAUGGGCGGUCUCAACUUGUGUUGGUCGCACUUGUUGAUGUUGGCAAUGAUGCCAACCAGCUCGAUGAGAACUUCAGGAAAUUCUUCCUUGCUGGUAAUCCACAAGGAGGUGUGGUAACAGGAGGUCAAAGCAGAGACCGAAACCAAAGGCAAAGCAGAACCCAGAGAGGGGAACGGGAGGAGGAAGAGUCGCAAGAGAGCGGCGGAAACAAUGUGCUCAGUGGCUUUCGCGACAAUCUCCUGGCGCAGGCUUUCGGAAUUGAUACCAGGCUAGCAAGGAAGCUACAAAACGAAAGAGAUAACAGGGGAGCCAUUGUUAGAAUGGAGCAUGGAUUUGAGUGGCCCGAGGAAGGGCAGAGGCGACAAGGACGUGAAGAGGAGGGAGAAGAAGAAAGAGAACCGAAAUGGCAGAGGCGACAAGAAAGUCAAGAAGAGGGAUCUGAGGAAGAAGAAAGAGAAGAACGAGGAAGAGGAAGGAGAAGGUCAGGAAACGGCUUAGAAGAAACAUUCUGCUCAAUGAGACUGAAACACAGGACCCCUGCUUCCUCUGCUGAUGUUUUCAACCCACGAGGUGGUCGCAUCACCACAGUUAACAGUUUCAAUCUUCCCAUUCUCCAAUACCUCCAACUCAGCGCCGAGAGGGGAGUCCUUUACAAUAAUGCUAUCUACGCUCCUCACUGGAACAUGAAUGCCCACAGCAUUGUUUACAUCACAAGGGGAAAUGGAAGGAUUCAAAUUGUGUCGGAAAAUGGAGAGGCGAUAUUCGAUGAGCAGGUUGAGAGGGGUCAGGUCAUAACCGUACCCCAGAAUCAUGCAGUGGUGAAAAAAGCAGGAAGGCGAGGGUUUGAAUGGAUAGCAUUCAAGACAAAUGCCAAUGCCAAGAUUAGUCAGAUUGCUGGACGUGUCUCCAUUAUGCGAGGAUUGCCGGUGGACGUGCUGGCCAACUCCUUUGGUAUAUCCCGGGAGGAGGCCAUGAGGUUGAAGCAUAACAGACAGGAGGUGUCGGUUUUUAGCCCAAGGCAAGGCUCGCAACAGUAGAUCAAACAACUAAUCUAGGUGUACGUACGUACGUAAUUGCAUCAACAAUAAAACCCAGAUCCCAAUAUCUGGAUUCGGAAUAAAUAUAUAUAUAAAUAAAAUAAAACAUGGCCUUAACAGCAUGCAACUUUAGUUUCUACUCUACAACUUGCAUGUAUUUAUAUAUGUGCGGGAGCAAUGUUUUGUAAUCCAGCUAAAUUAAAUAAAAGUAAUAGUAAACAA
Molecule: messenger RNA, 1786 nt
Organism: Gossypium raimondii (Peruvian cotton)
Lineage: Eukaryota; Viridiplantae; Streptophyta; Magnoliopsida; Malvales; Malvaceae
Product: legumin B
Exons: 4
Coding region: 14-1564 (516 amino acids)
Molecular function (GO): nutrient reservoir activity
Source: RefSeq, a predicted model, not a curated record